GUGGGUCAAGUCUGUUUUGUUUACCUCGAUCUGCUCUGCACGUGGGUAGGGAGGGAGUGCUGGUGGAUUAGCGCGCUCUGAUCAUCACAGUCUACGUGCUACCAUAACAACAGUGAACGAAGAAAGGCAGUUUAGAAUACAGUUUUCUCCUCAUUGCUCGUGUUUGUCAGUGUGAGAAUCUCUCUCUCUGAAUUUAAAUCAUCCUUCGGCCACUAACAUGUCUCUGUCAGGUUCGCAGACUCCAGAGGACGGCUUGUACGUCCUCCACAGGUGGUGACUCCUCCACAGACUGUUGCUUCCCCUCCCCACAGUGAAGGCAGCAGCAGUACAGACUGUGUUACCAUACAGUCCGAAGAAGAAGGGGAGAGGGGGCUGACUUCUGAGUGGGUAUGGGACUGGUCCAGUCGGCCUGAGAACCUUCCACCAAAGGAGUUUGUGUUCCAGCACCCGAAGCAGCAGUCAGGCUCCCUGAGUGUAAGGAAGAGUGAGGUGAUGAAGAGAGGACUGUUCUCCUCCGACGUCCUCAUGGUCCUCAUCCCCUCACUGCUGGUCUCACACCUUCUCACACUGGGAGUGGGGAUAUACAUAGGGAAGCGAUUGGCUGCCUCCACAACUAGCACUCUGUGACAUAUGCUUCAGGGUAGCACUCCCAUUUGUUGACGGCAGACCAAUAGGAAUGGCAGCCCUUGCCACAACACACCUGUUGCCCCCCUCUCUCCCUGUCAUGGGGCAACAUAGGACCAGGCCUUUCUUUACCACUGUCUCUCUGUCUGUCUCAAUAUGUCUGUCUGUCUGUCCACCACCCAUCAGCACUUUGUGUGUCUGUCCAUCAGUCAGUCACCCAGCAUCUCUGAAUCUGUGAUUGUCCCAGGGCCAGAGAGUGAGUGAGUGAGUGAGUGAGUGAGUGAGUGAGUGAGUGAGUGAGUGAGUGAGUGAGUGAGUGAGUGAGUGAGUGAGUGAGUGAGUGUGUCAGUCAGGGCCGGAGAGAGACUGCUAUACAGACAUUGUGUCAAUAACUCAGACUGAGAUCACUAUUACUUUACCAGCAAAGUAACACUGAUCUCAGUUAACUAACAGAGAGAAACGAGUGAUGAGAUGGAGAGAGAAAAAGGAGAGAGAAAGGACAGAGAAAAAAGAGUAACUCCUCACUAAAUCCCCUUGGAAGGUGUGAGCAGGGCAUUGAAGAUAUAGGGUAUAUAGUCCAAUGCUUGCCCAAAUUUAAACCAAAAUCGAAUUCUGGUGAAAGAAAGUCCCCAACAGUAUAUCUUUAUAUGACUCUGGUCACCAAUAAUAUGUGUCAGAAAUAACAGAUCUGUGAUAAGCCCGGGUGGUUUGUAUAACGUUGAGGAAUGGUUUGUAUAACGUUCUAAGUGGUUUAUGACAACACAAGUGGCGCUGGUUGUUUUCGUUGUCCUAUAUAACCAUCUAACUGUUUAAACUCUGAACUGUUUGAAGGACCAUAAGCCCAUUAAACUUCAUUCCUCAUACAGCU
This is a messenger RNA of Salvelinus sp. IW2-2015, 1492 nucleotides long. Its product is annotated as BCL2/adenovirus E1B 19 kDa protein-interacting protein 3. Gene Ontology annotation, biological process: positive regulation of apoptotic process; mitochondrial outer membrane permeabilization. The record is from RefSeq and is a predicted model, not a curated record. NCBI's taxonomy places the organism in Eukaryota, Metazoa, Chordata, Actinopteri, Salmoniformes, Salmonidae. Gene Ontology annotation, cellular component: nucleus; nuclear envelope; endoplasmic reticulum.